Messenger RNA from Aspergillus pseudoviridinutans, 1818 nucleotides. RefSeq names its product caspase family protein. Bases 1 to 1818 code for a protein of 605 amino acids. The record is from RefSeq and is a predicted model, not a curated record. NCBI's taxonomy places the organism in Eukaryota, Fungi, Ascomycota, Eurotiomycetes, Eurotiales, Aspergillaceae. Gene Ontology annotation, biological process: proteolysis. The transcript has a single exon. Gene Ontology annotation, molecular function: cysteine-type endopeptidase activity.
AUGAAUUCGAACGAUUUUAACGGGCAGAGAAAGGCCUUGCUUAUUGGUAGUCCCUACGGCGGCCUUCAAGGCGUUCCCAACGAUGUGACUGCUAUGGAAACGAUGCUCGAAAGCAGAGGGUUCACGAUCGCCAAAUGCUGUGGCCAUCAAGCGACACGUGAUGGCAUUAGAAGCGACUGGAAUUCACUGAUAGACUCUCUGGACACAAAUGACACUGUCGUCAUUUAUUACUCGGGUCACGGAGCCCUCGUGGAAGCCCCCAAAACGACUGCCGACGAAAAGUCACCGCGGCCAAAACACCAUCAGUUCCUGGUUCCAAUAGACUACGAUGAGACUACAAGUGAUGAUUUCCGCGGCCUGCUCGAUGUCGAACUCACCGACCUUCUUCGACGAACGACCGAUGUAACCAGCAACGUCACAGUUAUUUUCGAUUGCUGCCACUCUGCAAAUAUCGCUCGGGAUUCCGUUAGUUCCCGUAAUCCACGCUACAAGUGCUUGCCGCGCCAGAUGUACAAUGUGGCGAGUUACAUUGACGGACUUAAAAGAGACGGAUACUUGCAAGGUAACAUUGAGGCUGAGGACAACCCACACGCUGUAAAAAUAUGCGCCGCUGAUGUCCACUCACUGGCCUGGGAGCGUAAGGGCACCGACGGCAUACAAAUCAGUAUAAUGACUGAAAUCCUGGUGCGUGAGAUUAACGACAUUCGAAAUCAAUACUCUUCAUGGAAAACAACAAUGACCAAGGUCCGCGAGGAGGUUAGAAGGGAGUUUCAUAAUCAACGUCCUCAAGUAUAUGGCGCCCACCAUCGACUGUACUUCUCCAUGGAAGAACGGAGAUCAACAGGGUUCCAUGUCACUCUGAGAGGCGACUACACCAUCCUUCACGCAGGACGAGUUGCUGGGGUGAACGUUGGCGAUACUUACGUGAUUUGGCCAUAUGGUUACGGCGAUAGUGGAACGAACCUUAUCGGAGACGCGCGAGUCUACAGUGUGUGUGGAUUUGAAGCUACGCUUCUAGUCAGGUGGAACUCUAGCAUGCCAUCAGGAGGAGCAUUCGCGUAUCUCCAAACCCCAGCGCCAAUCCCCAGAUGGCCGAUCCAAUUCCCAGGAACCCUAGAAAGAUUUGGAAGAACUAUCGAUCAGUCAAACGUACUUCGACCUUGGCUUCAUAAUGAAGAGAGGGAUCCAUUUCUGAAGUGUGUUUAUGAAGGCAACGAUCUCAUACUAUACACCAACGAAGACGUCCAUAUUGCUUCCAUGGAGAGAUCAAGCAACUAUUUCGGAGGUUUGCUCAAGGCUGCUGAGCAGCUAGCGCGCGCACAGCACCUUCUCAACCUCGAAUGCAAUAAUGAGGAAGAGAGACUUUCCCAUGACUUCCGUGUUUCUCUGAGCCCUAGGCACAAUAACAGUGUGAGCAUCCCAGAGGGAGGCGAAAUCUAUGUUAAGAUGGAAAAUCACGGCGCUCAUAAAAUUUAUGUCCACGUUUUCUAUAUCACAGCUACUGGGCUGAUUACGGAGCUUGAGAAGAGGUCUUUCGGGAAUCGUCAGAGCGCAACACUAGGUGAAAACUGGAUGCGAAAAUGCGGGGGUAUCGAAAUUACGUGGCCACGAGGGGUGCCUCGGACAUCUCCUAUCACGGAAUACAUUGUGUUUGUGAUAACGGAUCAAGAGGUGGAUUUGAGCAUUCUCGAAACUUCAGAGGCUCCUCUCCGAAACGCCAAGAAACCAGCAGAGCUUUCUCGGAUUCGCUACGAUGUAGUUCAUGAAAAUCUUAGGGUUCUUCCAGCUGAAACCAUUCCAAGUGAUGCAAGUGGUUAG